Messenger RNA from Nicotiana tabacum (common tobacco), 1635 nucleotides. Lineage: Eukaryota; Viridiplantae; Streptophyta; Magnoliopsida; Solanales; Solanaceae. The record is from RefSeq and is a predicted model, not a curated record.
UUAUCUUUGUUGUAUUUAAAUGUUUUGCAGGAACUGUGUUUGCUUAUGGUGUAACUAGCAGCGGAAAGACUCAUACAAUGCAUGGAGAGCAAAAGUCUCCCGGUAUUAUUCCACUAGCAGUGAAGGAUGUCUUUGGCAUUAUACAAGAGACACCUGGGCGGGAGUUUCUCCUUCGCGUAUCCUAUCUUGAAAUAUACAAUGAGGUCAUCAAUGAUUUGCUUGAUCCAACAGGACAGAAUCUAAGGGUACGAGAAGACGGACAGGUUUGUUUGAAUGAGUCAUAUUCAUGGCUGUCUGUGUUUUAUUUCAAAUUAUGUUAUCAUAUAAUAAACUUUCUUUAAUCUUAAUUUUAUGUGUCGGUAGUGGUUUUUUAUUCUCUAUUCAUAUGCAUUAGUUUCUUCUACUAAUUCCUUGGAGCAAGCUACUCCCUAGAAGUUGAACUUCUGUAUUUAUGAUCUGGUUAAUGGUAAAUUUACCAAACAUUUUUAAUGGAUGUCUACGCUAAAUGACACCCUAGAACAGAGGAUUUCAAUCGAAGCAAGUUUAAUUAUUUGAAGUUUUAUUUGACAUGGAUUCAGAAUAAAUGCUUAUGCUAAUCCUUCUAUUACUUGCUAUUAGGUCUGGUUCAUGUUAUAGGCAUGGUACUAAUUUCUUGUUUUAAGUGUCCCACAUUGGUUGAGAGAAUGUGUUGCUGUCCUUUAUAUAUCUUGGACAAUCCUCUCAUCGAGCUAGCUUUUGGGGUUGAGUUAGACCCAAGGUCCAUUAUAUCAAUGUUUGAUGAGCCUAUUUUCACACCAACUCUCUUUGUUCACGUUUUUUUAUCGCUCUUGGCUUCUCUCUCUCUUCUCUCAACUCAAUCCAUUAUAUGCACCCCCCCCCCCCCCAGAGGGGGGGAUCCUUAAUUUAACCCAUCAAUCCAUUAAUGUUUCUCCAAAAACACUUAUUAGCUUGUUGAGCGUAAUAUCUCUCUCUAUACUCAAGGUCCGCUCCUGUUGAACUCUUCUCUCAGCUUAAAAAAAAAAAGGAAAGUCAAAACAAAUCAAAUACAUGUGCAAAGCCUUAGAAUUGGAGCAAGGAGAGUGUUAGAGAAUGCAACACUUGUCGGUCAUCAAUUUUGUAAGGGGUUUAAAUGAUUUUGCCCUAUUCCAACCAUUGCCUUAAAAAUUUUGGUUCGAUGCGGUGACUCUUUCACAUGGUAUUAGAGCCAGAUCUAUCCUUAUUCUUGGUUUUACUCGGUUUUUAGCCCUGAUGUUAUGUUGUUCACACCUCAAAUGUUUCAACCUUGGGCGUCUGUGGGAGGGGGUAGAAAGUGUCUCGCAUUGGUUGAGAGAAUAGACUGUUGUCCGCUGUCAUGGGAAAUCCUCACUUUAUGAGUUAUGUUUUUGGUGUUGAGAUAUGCCCAAGGUCCAUUUUCUUAACACUUUGUCUAAUAAAAUCAUGUUUACAUUCCCCAAAGCCUUGGUUGUCUGUUAUUUUUUUGUAGUUUCUUGUAGAUUAACACAUCUGAUGUAGUCAGAAGCUAAAACUGAUUGGUGUAGCGGCAAAUAUAAUGGCAUUUUUGAAAAAUAAAAUAAAAAAUGAUAACGAAGUGCAGCAAGUCGAGGUGUAAUAUAGGAACAAAAAACCAUGAAAGGG